Molecule: messenger RNA, 1851 nt
Organism: Ctenocephalides felis (cat flea)
Lineage: Eukaryota; Metazoa; Arthropoda; Insecta; Siphonaptera; Pulicidae
Product: probable serpin E3
Exons: 6
Coding region: 1-1851 (616 amino acids)
Molecular function (GO): serine-type endopeptidase inhibitor activity
Source: RefSeq, a predicted model, not a curated record
AUGAGAAUAAUAUUUUUGAUGUUAUUUAUUUCCGUUAAUUGUUAUCCUUAUGUUUAUGAAAAGCCGGUAAAUAGAAUUAUAGAUGUAACAAAUCGGUUGACAAAUAAAAUUUUAUAUCUUAAGUGUAGCGGUUAUGGAAAUGCGAACUUAGUUUUCUCACCUUCCGGUUUAAUCAAUGUCUUGGUAGCAUUAUACGAAGGAAGUGAUGGUAAAAGUGCCAAUGAAAUUCAAAGUUGCAUAGGAUUACCAUGGCAAAAAGAGUUGUUAAGGUCUGGGUACAGAGAUAUCCAUAGAAAAUUAAGGACUUAUUUUCUUCCACGUGGAAACUUUAGAUCAAUUUUAUCUCUCAACAAUCACAAUGUUACUUUUACCGAGUCAUACCGCGAAAUUAUGCGUUAUUAUGGUUAUUAUUUUGAUAUUAUUGAAAAUAACACUAGCAUUGUCGAGACGGUAACUAAAAUCUCAGAAGCUACUACUAGUUUGAAAAGCACGCAAUCAGAAUCAACAGAAUCAAUAGAAACAACUACAAAUACUUCUCCCCGAAUACCUGUCUAUACAGAAUCGGUUACAGUUAGUACUACAAAAAUUACAGAAUCGAUAAAUCCAGAUCCAACAACAAUAAUAUACGAUGUAACAGAACCAGAAAUAAUUGGCGGUCACAGUGAAAGUACAACACAAUUUUUAGUUACAACUACCCCACAAAUUUUAACAACAACUCAGAAUACAAAUUUAGAUACUAAGGAAGAUUCAUCUGAACUAAUUACAUCAACUACAGUCGAUGUUGAAGGAAACGGUGAGGUCUAUAUGACGACUGAAGAUAUAUCCACAAAUACAAUAGAUCUGGAAGAAUCACCAGAAAUAGAUGUGCCAAAUACUGUAUUACCCGAUUUAACAACUUUUAUGAUAGCAGAGACAACAGAAGAACCAGAUGAAAUUUCAACCACUACAUUAACUUCUAUAAAUAAUGAAGAUUUAGAGAUAAGCACUACAGAAACCACUGAUACAGAAACAGAGAUAAGCACUACAGAAACAAGCGACUUAAAUGAUAUUUCGACAACAUUUGCAACAGAAAGCGAACCUGAGGUAACAUUAGACACCGCAGGUGAAUCGGAGGAUUUAUCAGAGAAGAGUAUUUUAAGUAUUGGCUUGAGCGAUGCAACCACACGUACCGGGAGAGAACAAAGGCGACCCGAAUUGGUGAUGGCGUUUUAUACCCAGCGUGGAUCUUUUCAUUUAUAUACAUCUUAUAUUGUUAAAACUGGUUUACUAUACAGAGCGGAAAUUCGUUCUAUAGGAGCAUCAGUUUUGAGACUACCUAUGGCUUAUUCCAAUGGUCUUUAUCAUGCGCUAAUAGUACUUCCUUGGCAAUAUUCGAGUGGAACCGAAUACGUUAUUAGAGAAAUUUGUCGGCAAAAUAUUGCUUUACGCGAAUUAGAAAAUUCACUUAGACCUGUUAGAGGUCGUGCAAUGGUACCUAAGUUUCGAUUAAAGGGGAUCGUAGAUGUAACAGAGGAUUUAAAGAAGAUUGGUAUAAGAGAGAUAUUUGAACCGGGUUUGGCUGAUUUCCGUCCAAUGACUAGGGAAAAGGGCGUUUUUGCUAGGAGUUUGGAGCAGGCUAUAGAUAUCGCUGUUACAGAUGAGUUCGAACCAUCGAAAUCCCUGAAAAGCUUCGAGACAGAGAAGUCUUCUAGAAUGUAUGUGGAACCGUAUGGAAAUCUCGGGAAUGACUGGUACACAACUGAAGACUUUAUUGCUAAUAGACCAUUUUUAUUUUAUAUUAUGGAUUCAGAGUUACAUAUUUGUCUUGUAGCUGGUAAAGUAGUAGAUCCAACUAAUAUUCAGAUUUAUUAA